Messenger RNA from Scutellospora calospora, 1488 nucleotides. The record is from the annotation of a GenBank genome assembly. Lineage: Eukaryota; Fungi; Glomeromycota; Glomeromycetes; Diversisporales; Gigasporaceae.
AUGUCUGAUGCUUCUUCCUAUAUCAAUCAUGUAGCUAACGUAACUGGUAGCACUCUUGGGGUCGUAAAAGUAGUUUCGGCAUCUUCUGCUGUUGUUGCUGACUUCAUUACACCAUUCGUCCCUUUCAUAUCAGAGAUAGCAAGCAUAGUUGAAGAAAUAAUUACUCUUUAUCAAACCGCUGAACAUAAUAAACGUAUAUGUGGUUCACUUCUUUCCCGUGCAACAGCUGCCGAAAAUGCUGUAAAUAAUUUAAAAAUUCGUAGACUUGAAAAUGAAGAUUUAUUUAAAUCCAAAGAAUAUUAUAAAAAUUUUCAAAAAUUAGUUUCGGUCAUUAGUAAAAUUAAAAUUUUUAUUGAAGAAGUUUCUCAAAUUAAAGGUUUAAGAAAAUUUUUGGCUUCAAAGUCGAUUGAACAAGAAUUUAAAGGUUUAACUGAAGAAUUUGAUGGUUUAAUGCGUGUUUUGAAUUUUACUAUGGCUGUACAAAAUCAAAUACAGAUAGAAGAAGAUAGAAAAGUUCUUAAACAUGAUAUUUCGGAGAUGACAAAGUACCUUAAAGAAAUUGAAGGUGGCAUCACCAAUAAUAUGGCUCAAAUUAAUGCCAAGUUGGAUGAUAUUACUCAGUUAAAUUUAGCUUGGCAAAAGAAAUUGUUGAACAAUGAUGAAAAUAUUUUUGAAUCUGCGUUAAUAAAGAUGAAUGAUUUAUAUGAUCCUCCUAAUCCAGUAAAACGUGGAAAAGUUUCAAAAAAAUCUCUAAAUUGUGAUGAUGUGGCUGUUAAAGAAAAAUUUUUUGAAUCUAAUGAUAAUGAUCUUAUCAAAGAUAUUCUUACUAAAAUUGCAAACUUUACGUUAAGUCGUGGUUUUACUGAUCCUACCAAAAAUGUCUUACCUACUAUCGAGAUGGUGAGAUGGAUGGCUCCUGAGAAAUUAAGUGAUCAUGAAAAGAAUCCUUAUACUGUAAAUUUUGGUAUGCUCUUGUGGGAAAUUGCUGAAGAAAAAAUACCUUUUGAGAAUGAAAAAGAUAUAUUGAAAAUUCGUAAUUUAAUAUUGGAACAAAAAGUUCGACCAUCUUUUAGUAUUGGAGUUCCUUCUGAAUAUUCUAAAACUUCCUAUCAAUCAAUGCAACAUAAUCCAAAUUCACGUCCAGCUCUCAAAAAUAUAUUCAUGACUCUUUAUAGUCUUUAUCAACAAUUUCAACCUAAAUCAUCUCCACGUCCUACUGUGUCUCGUAUACUUACAGAAGAAGAUUUACCAGAAGUGGAUCUUGAUGAACUUGCUUUAGAUGAUUUAACUUUAACUUUGAAUGUUUUAAGUGUUAAAGAAGCCAUUGCAGAACAUAGAAAAAAAAAUAGUGAUAAAUUAAAAGUAUGGGAAGCAUUUAAAGUACAUGCUGAAGAAUUUGGUGAUAUUACUGCAAGGACAUCCGCUCUGCAAGGACAGCCUAAAGCAUUAGAUACUUGUAAAAAGAAAGGUAUUGGAUUGGUGGGUUAG